AGAAGAAGAUAGAGGUGAAAAUUGAGACACGACAGGCGUGUAAAUGGAGGAGAUAUAAAAAACCGAUAAGCUGCCUCUUACAUUCUUGAUUUUCCGGUGAUGAAACAGCUUCAGCUUCAGUAUCAGUAUCAGUACCAUCUGGGCCUUAAACACAAUGUUUUCAUGCCCAUGGCGAUGCCGCUAUCUACACCUCCAUUAAUCCCUCUUCCAACCCUUCCCCUUAAACUCAAAACUUCACCUAUUGUUCCAAUCUCCUCUACUCGUCUUCUCUGUAAAUUCAAUGAUUCCGAUAUGACCUCACAGCUGGAGAUUCUGAAGCCUGAAAGGAAGAAGCCAGACAAGCGUGUCAAUGGGAUUUUCUGGAUUCUACUUCUUAACCUGGGAAUAUAUGUAGCAGAUCAUGUCUUCCAGGUUCGGGCAGUAAGAGCAUUAUACUUAUACCACAAUCGGCCUGCUUGGUACCAGUUUGUGACUGCAACAUUCUGUCAUUUUAACUGGAACCACCUCUCAAGCAACCUUUUCUUUUUGUAUAUUUUUGGAAAACUCGUUGAAGAGGAGGAAGGAAACUUUGGAUUGUGGCUUUCUUAUAUAUUAACUGGGGCUGGAGCUAACCUUGUCUCAUGGUUGAUUCUUCCAAGAAAUGCUGUUUCUGUUGGUGCCUCUGGUGCAGUGUUUGGACUCUUUGCUAUUAGUGUACUUGUGAAGAUGUCUUGGGACUGGAGAAAGAUUCUUGAAGUACUUGUAUUGGGACAGUUUGUUAUAGAAAGGGUGAUGGAAGCAGCCCAAGCUUCAACAGGAUUAGCAGGAGGUAUUCAUGGAGGAUCCGCCUUACAAAGUGUUAAUCACAUUGCACAUCUCUCUGGUGCCCUAAUUGGCGUUGCUUUGAUAUGGAUGCUGAGUGGAAUUUCUAGUGAACCGGAUGCACAGAACAAUAAAAAGUGACUCCUGUUGAGAUCAAGGGAAGUUUUCUUUUACAAAAACAUGUACUAUUAAAUUGCUUAUUGAGUAAAGCAAAUCAGCUCAAUGACGAACGGCCAUUUUCGCAGAUUUUUAUUAGACUAAAUUUUACAAGUACAGUUUUGUUAAUUUUUGUGUGGAUAGGAUGUAUCAAUUUAACAUCAGAUUUUACAUGUUGAAUAGAUUUUGUUUAGCCAUUCAGUAUCAUUUAUAGGGUAAUUGUUUUGUUCAGUUAGCCAA
Solanum tuberosum (potato) is the source of this 1197-nucleotide messenger RNA. Its product is annotated as rhomboid-like protein 11, chloroplastic. The transcript has 7 exons. The record is from RefSeq and is a predicted model, not a curated record. Gene Ontology annotation, molecular function: serine-type endopeptidase activity. Gene Ontology annotation, cellular component: membrane. The coding region runs from base 100 to 942 and encodes 280 amino acids. Lineage: Eukaryota; Viridiplantae; Streptophyta; Magnoliopsida; Solanales; Solanaceae.